Molecule: messenger RNA, 1002 nt
Organism: Caenorhabditis elegans
Lineage: Eukaryota; Metazoa; Nematoda; Chromadorea; Rhabditida; Rhabditidae
Gene: srh-31
Product: Serpentine Receptor, class H
Exons: 3
Coding region: 1-1002 (333 amino acids)
Source: RefSeq, marked reviewed
AUGACCAGUUCGAUUUGGAACGAAAAUCCAACAUUUUACAUUUGGACCCGUCAACUCAUUUUUGGGCUUCUCACUUUUUUAUAUCCUUUGAUUUUUUAUCUGGUUUUGUGCAGGACUCCCAAACAAUUUGGGAACUUGAAGUGGUUUCUGAGUUUUCAUAUUUUUGCAAUAACCUGUCAAUGGCUGUGCAGUUUCUUACUAAUCGAUUUCUACACAUUCGUCCCAUCAAAAAUCACUCGAAUCGACGGAUUAUUAAUUGAUUUUAUCGAUGCAAAAGUGCUCUACACUUCCAUGUAUAUUUUAUCUGCCUUGUCAACUUCCUCUUGUCUUCUACUGUUUUGUAACUCGGUGUUCAACAUUUUCAACAUGUUAAGAAACAACAAAUCUUGGUUGAGAACAUUCUCAGAAUGGUUGGCUUGGACUUUUGUGUUGAUGUUCCCAUUUAUGUCACUUCUCGGUUUCACAAUACGUGAUCAGCCAAAUGUGAAAGCUUUGACCAAACAGAUCUCUUCAUAUUACCCCGACUGCAUUGACAACCCUAACGUAAUAGUACCCAUAUUGCCGGAUGCGGAAGGUCAGAAAAAAUCACUCGUAUUCUUUCUAAUGUAUCUAUUUACAAUGGCAACCGCCAGCAUAUUGUCUGCCCAGCUUAUUUCACACUUGCUCUCAAAACGAAUGACAAAUCAGUCGGACAAAACCAAAAAGAUGCACCAAAAAUUCAACCGUCGAAGUCUGUUUCAAGUGUUAAUUGAUAUUUCCUUCACCUCAUUUCCAUAUAUUAUUUCAAACUUUGCAACGCUUUUUCAGUGGAGAGUUCCUGAACUUACGUACUUUGUGGAUUUUAUGUCGAAAAGUGGCUCAACAGCUUGUAUUUUUGUGAUUUUUAUGUAUUAUGAUCCCUAUCGGAAAUGGUUACAAGAGAUUGUUGCUCGGAAAAGUACACAGACAUCCGUGAGACAUGUGACCAUUGCUGUGAUGGAUAGAGGUGGCAAUGAGCCGUGA